This is a messenger RNA of Drosophila novamexicana, 1234 nucleotides long. RefSeq names its product homeobox protein bagpipe (gene bap). Lineage: Eukaryota; Metazoa; Arthropoda; Insecta; Diptera; Drosophilidae. The transcript is spliced from 2 exons. Gene Ontology annotation, biological process: cell differentiation; regulation of transcription by RNA polymerase II. Gene Ontology annotation, molecular function: RNA polymerase II cis-regulatory region sequence-specific DNA binding; DNA-binding transcription factor activity, RNA polymerase II-specific. The coding region runs from base 1 to 1179 and encodes 392 amino acids. Gene Ontology annotation, cellular component: nucleus. The record is from RefSeq and is a predicted model, not a curated record.
AUGUUAAAUAUGGAAAGUGCGAGUGCCGGCGCCUCGAUUGCGGCCUUAAGCAAAAGCCUGACCACGCCCUUCUCCAUCAAUGACAUACUGACGCGCAAUAAGCCGCCCGCCGCGGCCGCCGCCCGCGCGGAUACGGACGCGGAAACGGAGCACGGCGGCGAUGUGGAGCCGUGCUGUCGCGAUCUCAGUGUCUACAAGCUGGAGCAGACGGGCCAGCAGGCGAGCUAUUUGCGUUAUUAUGCCGCCGCCGCGGCGCUGGAUAACAACAAUCAGCAAAUGGCCAAUUCCGGCUCCAACUCCAACUGUGCCGCCUCUUCCGGCGCGCCCGUCGAUUACGUGCAGCGCAAAUUGGGCUACUUUGGCGCCGCGUUGUCCGCCGCAGCCGUUCCGCUAGACAUGCGACGCUGCACCAGCAACGACUCCGACUGCGAUUCGCCGCCGCCUUUGAGCAGCUCGCCCGCCUCCUGCCAUGCGGGCGGCUAUGGGCGUGGUGGUGGCUCGCCGCUUUGCCACGAGGAUGGCCUCAAUGGGGGCCCGCUCAGCCGCAAGAAGCGUUCGCGUGCCGCCUUCAGCCACGCUCAGGUUUUUGAGUUGGAGCGACGCUUUGCCCAGCAGCGUUAUCUGUCCGGCCCGGAGCGCAGCGAGAUGGCCAAAACGCUGCGUCUGACGGAGACGCAGGUGAAGAUCUGGUUCCAGAAUCGGCGCUAUAAGACCAAGCGCAAGCAAAUCCAGCAGCACGAGGCGGCGCUGCUCAGCGCCACGAAACGUGUGCCCGUCCAGGUGCUCGUCCGUGAGGAUGGCAGCACCGCCUACGCUCAUAUGACGCCCGGCGGAGCAGCCGCCGUCGCCGGUGCUUAUCCGCACGGCCUGGAUCCGGCGCUGCUCAACAUCUACAGGCAUCAGCUGCAGCUGGCCUACGGCGGUUUACCGCUGCCGCAGGUCCAUUUCCCGUACUUCUAUCCGCAUCCAAAGGUGCCGCAGCCCAUACCGCCGCCCAGCCAACAGAGCGCGCUCUCCGCCAGCUUUGUGACCGGCUCCUCGGCCUCCUCGUCGCCGGCGCGCAAUCAACGCAGUCCCUGCCCCAGUCCCAGUCAGGCUCAGGUCAUGUGCCUGGAGAGCGGCGCGGAGAGCAAUCAUUCCGCGGCGGAGGAUUGCGAGGAGAAUGUGGAAAUCGAUUAGAUGCCGAACAUAUUCUGGGGGCCACACUUUGGCCUUUGUGAUAGCCAUCGAUCCU